AUGGACACCGACAUACUUGAUAAUAUUCUCUCCCUGGAAGAACAAUUCUAUAAAGAAGGCUACGACCUCGGUGUCAUCGAUGGUGCUCGUGCAGGAUACACAGAAGGAAGCGUCUUCGCCGUUGAAAAAUCAUUCGAGAACUCAUCAACAACUACCGAGGGCAUGAACGAAGAUAUACCCUCAAAGGAUGAAGAUGAAAACGCAAUCAACACCGAUAUAUGCAACUCAAUGCCCGCAUUGCAUCCCGGCUCAAGACUAGCAAAGAACAUCCAAACACUACUCGGCUUAGUCGACCCUGCUACACUGGUUUUACAGAAUACUGAAGAUGCGGUUUCGGAGAUUGAGGAGAGGCUCAAGGGUGCUUUGGUGAAGGUUAAGUUGAUUCAGAGGGCUUUGGGGGAGUCAACUAAUGUUUUUGUGGAGGAAGGUGGUGUUGGAGCUGGGGAUGGGUCGGGGAGUAUUGAGGAUAUUAGCUCUUUGCGUGUGAGGCAUUGA
Messenger RNA from Talaromyces stipitatus ATCC 10500, 495 nucleotides. RefSeq lists its product as uncharacterized. The record is from RefSeq and is a predicted model, not a curated record. The transcript has 2 exons. The coding region runs from base 1 to 495 and encodes 164 amino acids. NCBI's taxonomy places the organism in Eukaryota, Fungi, Ascomycota, Eurotiomycetes, Eurotiales, Trichocomaceae.